Panicum hallii is the source of this 695-nucleotide messenger RNA. Its product is annotated as antimicrobial peptides-like. Bases 1 to 471 code for a protein of 156 amino acids. Gene Ontology annotation, biological process: defense response to fungus. The record is from RefSeq and is a predicted model, not a curated record. NCBI's taxonomy places the organism in Eukaryota, Viridiplantae, Streptophyta, Magnoliopsida, Poales, Poaceae. The transcript is spliced from 2 exons.
AUGGUCAUCUUCCUGCACGGGCUGCUGCCCGGCCGUGCAGAAAAGAAGGGCACCGGGAGGGGCCGUGGUGCUCCCUGGCCUGUUCCCCGGUGGUGCAGGAAGGGGUGCCGGUGGCAGUACGGGCAGGACGCGCAGCGGCGGGCGGAGUGCGAGCGCGAGUGCCAGGAGCGGCACCGCCAAGGCGAGCGGGAGGAGGACGAGGACGAGGACAAGGACGUGCUCGGCUCCGGGAGGGGCGAGUGCCGGCGCAAGUGCGCGAGACGCUACGAGGACCAGCCAUGGCGGGUGCCGAAGUGCGUGAGCAGGUGCCGCCGCCGCGCCGUGGAGGAGGAGGAGGAGAACGAGGGCGGGCGCGGGCGCGAGUGUCGGGAGCGCUGCCACGCCGGGGACUGGCGGGAGAAGCAGCGCUGCCUGAAGGAGUCCCGGUGCCGGGAGCAUGGGGACAGCAACCGUUGCCCGUGCACGUGCUAGAGGCGGUGCGAGCGCCACGACGACGAGGGUAGCAGGCGGAGCCGCCUGCUUCGAGGCGUGCGAGCGUCGGGAGAGGGAGGAGCUGGCCGCCGUGCGGUGCGACGAGGAGAAGCUGUGGGGCCGGGGCCCCGACGCCGGCGAGCUGGCCGCCGUGGCCAUAGCCGGUGGAUGGCCCAUCUGUCUGAGAGAGAGAGAGAGGAGAGGGUGGAAGGAGAAAAGCUAAC